AUGGACCACUCUUCGGAUGACGGUGUACAAGACUCUGCUCCUCCUAAACGUUCGGAACAACCUAAAGGUGACGACUUUCAGUCUUUUCAACUGUUCCGGGAUUAUUUAGAUGCUAAACUGUCUACACUUAAGAGAGAAUUUAUCAGUGAAUCAGAGCAACUGUCUUUGUCUAUCGCCAAGAAAGUCAAAUAUGACAAAUACCCUGACUUCAAAUAUAAAGGGAACUCUGUGCAAUACAAGUUUAAUUGUGAGAUUUUAGAUGGUCUAGACAACAUUAAGUCAUCGUUAUACAAGAGAGAUACUACUGAUAUGUGUGAACAAAUUGAGUCUCUCUCUGUCUCUGUUAAAAAACGGAACAAGCUUAUCCGUUUAGCGGACAAGUCCCCAGCUGGUUGGGGUGUUGUCACAGAACUGGAAGGGAGUGGCGUCGCUUCCGACUCUGAUGAAGAACGUCGGUUUGAGAGAGCUGAAGCGAAAGCUCUCAGGAAACGUAGCCGUGGCUGCAGCAGCAGCUCAAGUCGUCCAUAUGACCCUUCACUAGCUCACGUCAAUCAACGUACAGGGCAACAGGAGGUGCACAACGAUAAAAACCAGUCUUCAACAUUUCGGAGUCAGAACCAGAGGGGCCCCAGACCAUAUCAACAGUGUUACUACUGCGGAGAACUCGGACACUGGAGGCAGACGUGUCCAGCAGCUAAAGCCUCGUCUUCCCGCGACGUGCAGUACGACGUCACAGGAUCUGGAACUGACAGGAAGUAAUGAGGGUGCGGUGAAGCAGGCCAUGACCACAGCUAGCAAGAUGUCAGAUUCAGGUACUGUACGUCAUGUUCUCAUUCAUUGGUCAACUCAGAUUCCGGCAGAAACAGUCCGGCGGAUAGACUUUCUGGUACUUCAGUAAAAGGACGUUUGAAAGAUAAAGUGGAAUUCUGGGAAGAAAUUGGAGCUCCGGAACUAGUGUUACAGUCUAUCAGAUCGGGAUACGUUAUUCCAUGUGUGUCAACUCCUGAGAGAAUGCGUUCUAAGAAUAACAAGUCGGCUUACAACCAUUCGUGUUUUGUUGACAGUGCUAUUUCGGAAUUGUUGGCUAAUGCAUGUAUACAAGAAGU
Molecule: messenger RNA, 1106 nt
Organism: Haliotis rubra (blacklip abalone)
Lineage: Eukaryota; Metazoa; Mollusca; Gastropoda; Lepetellida; Haliotidae
Exons: 1
Coding region: 1-759 (252 amino acids)
Molecular function (GO): zinc ion binding; nucleic acid binding
Source: RefSeq, a predicted model, not a curated record